AAGUGGUUCACAUUACACGCGCAAUGUUACGUUUUUGUUGCAUAUGCUGCUUGGUUUUCGAACAUUGAGACGCGGUUAAAUGUCUAAAGCAGCGACGAGUGGUUUAGAGCGAGGAAAGGAAACGGGCGUGUGUGCACGUGACGGGGUCGUUGUAGAAAAGACUUCCACGUGGACUUUACGAGCAAUUUGCAGAGAGAAAAAAAGAACUACUCCAAAAUGGAGCUUGACGACAGGGCGGCGGUGGGCAGCGACGGGGUGCUCGACUUCUCGCGCUCGAACUUGAACACUCUCGUCUUGAACGGCGUCAGCGACGAGAAGAAAAGGGACACCAAGCAGCUGUAUUUGAACAGCAAUCGGCUAUGCACGCUGCCAUCGUCGGUAACCCACUUUUCCAACCUUCAGUUGCUGGACAUCAGCAACAACCGAUUGUCGGCCAUCGGCGAGGACAUCACACGGCUAGCUCAGCUCAGGACGCUCUAUGCUAAAAACAACUGUCUGAACGAGUUCUCGCUGCCCAAGGGAUUCGGAUCCAUGCAGCUGGAGGUGGUGAACUUUAGCGGGAACCGCUUCGAGGAGAUCCCGCUGCAGUUCACCAAACUCCGGCGUCUUCAGUCGCUGUCACUCGGCGGAAACAGACUGAGAAGUAUACCUGCCGAGAUUGAAAACCUAACCAGUCUGGAGUUGCUGUACCUGGGUGGAAACUUCAUCUCAGCCAUUCCUGUUGAGGUUGCCAACCUGCCCUACCUGAGCUACCUGGUGCUUUGUGACAACCGCAUCCAAAGCGUCCCCCCGCAGCUCACCAGACUCCACUCGCUGCGCUCGCUGAGUCUCCACAACAACCUGCUGACGUACCUGCCGCGAGAGAUCCUGAGCCUGGUGCACCUGCAGGAGCUCAGCUUGCGCGGGAACCCGCUGGUGGUGCGCUUUGUCAAGGAGUUGAUGUACGACCCGCCCUCGCUGCUGGAGCUAGCCGGCCGCUCCAUCAAGAGCAGGAAUGUCCCCUACUCUACGCUGGACUUGCCCUCCCACCUGCUCAAGUAUUUGGACCUGGCCAGCAAGUGCCCCAACCCGAAAUGUGCCGGCGUCUACUUUGACUCGUGCGUGCGCCACAUCAAGUUUGUGGACUUCUGCGGGAAGUACCGGCUGCCGCUCAUGCACUACCUGUGCUCGCCCGAGUGCACCAGGUCACCCUGCAGCUCCAACCCGCAGAGCGAUGCUGAGUCUGAGGACGAGAACAGCAUUCCCGCCGACCGCCUCCAGAGAGUGCUGCUGGGCUAGGACCUUGGAAGCUCCAUCGGGAAACACUAAUUGUACAGUUUUACGCACAAUUUCUACAUUGACACAUCUAGUUUGGCUUUAACAUAGUCAUAUAAUGUGUUUUCAUAAAACAGUCUCCUGGUUUCUUGAUUACCAGUUUGUGACAGGCCUCUGACUAAAUAAACCAAGGAUCAAGAAUUACAGCACAGCUUGCCCAGACCAUUACCAUCAUGCAAGUUGCACAUACAAAUAAGAAAUAGAACAAAAAAAAAAAAGCUACUUAAACCAGCUAAAGUGGGGGUGAAAGGUGUUGACACUUUGUUGAUUUUAGUAAAAAUUGAACUGAAUUGGAUUCACACGACUGCGGCCAGACUGCAAAUGAAUGGGCCUUUUUUUUCUUUUUUUUUUUUUUACACUACAAAUGAAUGGUACUUGUUGAAAGCCACCACUGCCAGAAAAACAUUUGGAACAAAUUUGCAAUUUUGUUCACUUCAACACUUGUAAAUGAUGUGCUGAUUAUUUGACAUAGCCAAGUUCAAUGCUCAAUGUAUCACAAGAUCACUGCAAUAGAUUUGUAAGACAUAAUGUAAGCACAUUGUUUAUGUUUAGAUAUGCUAACAAGGAUGCAAUCAAAAUGUUUCGAAAUCAGAAUUUGUUCUUUGAGAUUUAUGAUGUAUCUCCUUUUGAACAGUUGCCUUGAUUUAACGCAGAUUAGACGAGAGAAUGUUACAGUGGCACCCAGAUGACAAAAUUAAUCGCUUCUUACUGAUCUCUUUUCAAUACUUUGUUGUUUGUGUUUCAUGCAAUGUAAUAUAAUCCCCCUGAAAUGUGACAAGAUUACUAGGAUUUUUUGUGAAUUUUUUUUAUUAUAACAAAAAUUGUAACUGUAUAACUGCUUUUCUACCAAUCAUUUUACAAUAAUAAAAAUGAACUACAUAUUUAAAUAACCUGCGAUGUAGCUUGCACUUAGAAGAUGUUUCAUGUGUAAAUGAAUAUAAGAACGAUAAAAGACAUGCAUUGUGA
Syngnathus typhle (broad-nosed pipefish) is the source of this 2280-nucleotide messenger RNA. RefSeq names its product leucine rich repeat containing 58b (gene lrrc58b). The coding region runs from base 217 to 1278 and encodes 353 amino acids. Gene Ontology annotation, molecular function: protein binding. The transcript is spliced from 4 exons. The record is from RefSeq and is a predicted model, not a curated record. NCBI's taxonomy places the organism in Eukaryota, Metazoa, Chordata, Actinopteri, Syngnathiformes, Syngnathidae.